AUGGACGUGGACGACGAGCCGGAAGACUUGGGAUCGCCUGGCUUCCACAUUGACCCUGCUGAACUCCCGCCGUCCGAGCUCGUGUCGCCUCCCGCCGAAUCGACCGCAAAUUACACGUACCCUCCACCUGGGGAGCCAUCGCAUAUGGGCUAUGAGGAACAGCCCGCCAUGAUAUUCUCGGUCGAGGCGCAGUCUCCCAUCUGGGCCUGCUGCAAACGUCACAUCUGUCAACAAUGGAACCAUUCGACCGCUGCUGCAGGAUACGGCGGUUAUACACAACAUCCUAGCGCCCGGGCUGACAUAGCUAACAAUCGUGUCGCCUAUGAGCCCUACACGCACAACCCGCCCUCGGCCGUUCGGAACCCGUAUACAUCCUAUGACAGCUACAACACGCGUUCAGCCAAUGCCAGUUCAUCGACGGCAUUGUCAAACCCCGUUGCACAAGGCGUGACCUCAUCCUAUGCCAACUCGAGUACGGCUGCAACGGCACCUAGUGCCACGCAAUGGGGGACCGCUAACUCGGCCUCCCAGCCUCGCAACUCUCAUUUUUACAACGCCAACCCGCACACAUCGUCGGGCACUUCAUCUUACAAUGGAUUUAGCGUUCGUCCAACGUCGACGAUGCAAACGAGAAGCUCGACGGCUAGAAGAUUCAAUCAGCAGUCGCAACCACCGCCGCUGCAACAGCCGCAGCAGCAUAGGCAGCAGCCGCAGCAACAGGCGCAGAGCUACAACUCGCACUCGAACCAGUCGCACACCGGCGGUGGCGGCCAUCAGAACUAG
Molecule: messenger RNA, 783 nt
Organism: Lasiosphaeria miniovina
Lineage: Eukaryota; Fungi; Ascomycota; Sordariomycetes; Sordariales; Lasiosphaeriaceae
Exons: 5
Coding region: 1-783 (260 amino acids)
Source: RefSeq, a predicted model, not a curated record